This is a messenger RNA of Psylliodes chrysocephalus, 1137 nucleotides long. Lineage: Eukaryota; Metazoa; Arthropoda; Insecta; Coleoptera; Chrysomelidae. The record is from the annotation of a GenBank genome assembly.
AUGAAAACAUAUCGUUUUGGGGUAUCCUUUACAGUAAACAAAAUGCUGUUAAAUCGUGUAUUGCUUGUUCUCUUUCUUUCUUUUUGUUUUACAAAAUCUGAGGACUUAACUUUCAAGGAAGUUGCGUUUAAGGGGUACAGUGUGUUUACAGAAAAAUUUAAACUUACUAUUCCGUCUGGUAACCGCCUUAAGGACUUUUUGCCAAAAUCCAUUUAUGAUGAUAUUGAAAUAAAAAACCAGACUAUUCCUGUUCUCUAUAAGGAUUCGUUGGCUGAUUUGGGAAAUUUGGAUGAACUUGUGAUUGAAUUUUGUCACGUAGAAGAAAUACGACCCGGAGCAAUCAGUAAUGUGCCAAUGUUAAGGAAGUUAUCUUUUAAAGGUAACGACAUAAAAAGCAUUGAAUUCGGAGUUUUCAACAAUCUAAAGAUUUCUACAUUAGAUUUGUCGUCAAAUAAAAUAUCAAGCAUACAUGCUAAAGCAUUCAACGAUAUGCCGGACCUACUCAAUAUUCAACUAGCUGACAACUUUAUCCAAAUAUGGAAUCCAGAAUGGUUUAAAAACACACCCUUACUAACAAGAAUUUCAAUGCAAAAUAACAGAAUAGAAGAAAUACCAGCUUAUGCUUUUAAAAAUAUGAAAGGAAUAAAAAAAUAUGGAAACCUUGAUCUAACAAUUAACUUUGUUUUCAGCCACAAUCAAAUCAAAAACAUAAACCCCAAAGCAUUUUCAGGUUUAGAAAAAAUUAACAACUUGUGGCUUGACAAUAAUUUACUUCAAGAAUUUCAUGAAGAUUUAUUAAAUGGCAUUGCAAUCGAUGAUUUAAGAUUGAACAAUAAUAACAUAAAAUGUUUCGAUGGUGAUCUUGACAAAACUUUAAAAGCUAACACAAACCAUAUUGAUUCUAAUCCAUUUGAUUGUGAUUGCUUAGAACAGAUUAAAGAAUGGUCAAAAAAGAAGAAAAAUGUCGAGUUUUCUUUUGCUGAAAUGGAUUGUAUAACUCAGAGAUUUAAAAUUAAAAUGACUGCUUUGGAAAAAAGAUUAAAGGAAUUAAAAGGAAUGACAGACAACACCGACGAAAGUAAGAAGGAGAUUGAAGAUGUCGAAAUUUUUGAACCCAAAACAGCUUCUAUAAAGUAA